Pseudopipra pipra is the source of this 1080-nucleotide messenger RNA. RefSeq names its product SIX homeobox 1 (gene SIX1). NCBI's taxonomy places the organism in Eukaryota, Metazoa, Chordata, Aves, Passeriformes, Pipridae. The coding region runs from base 196 to 1044 and encodes 282 amino acids. Gene Ontology annotation, biological process: regulation of skeletal muscle cell proliferation; skeletal muscle fiber development; regulation of transcription by RNA polymerase II. Gene Ontology annotation, molecular function: DNA-binding transcription factor activity, RNA polymerase II-specific; RNA polymerase II cis-regulatory region sequence-specific DNA binding. The record is from RefSeq and is a predicted model, not a curated record. The transcript is spliced from 2 exons. Gene Ontology annotation, cellular component: nucleus; transcription regulator complex.
CCCGGCUGCCGCAGCGCCUCCCCGCUCUGGGGCCGCCACCGGGACCGGCACCGGGAUCGGGAUCAGCACCGGGCCCGGGCCCGGCGGGCGCCUCCCCCGCGCCCCUCCGCCGCCGCGCUCCCGCGGAGUGCCCUCCUCCUCUUCCUCCUCUUCCUCCUCCUCCUCGUCCUCCUGCGGCCGCCGCCGCGCUCGGCCAUGUCGAUGCUGCCGUCGUUUGGCUUCACGCAGGAGCAGGUCGCCUGCGUCUGCGAGGUGCUGCAGCAAGGGGGGAACCUGGAGAGGCUGGGCCGGUUCCUCUGGUCGCUGCCGGCCUGCGACCACCUGCACAAGAACGAGAGCGUCCUCAAGGCCAAGGCGGUGGUGGCCUUCCACCGCGGCAACUUCCGCGAGCUCUACAAGAUCCUGGAGAGCCACCAGUUCUCCCCCCACAACCACCCCAAGCUGCAGCAGCUCUGGCUGAAGGCGCACUACGUGGAAGCCGAGAAGCUGCGGGGCAGACCCUUGGGCGCCGUCGGCAAAUACCGCGUCCGCCGAAAAUUCCCUCUGCCCCGCACCAUCUGGGACGGCGAGGAAACCAGUUACUGCUUCAAGGAGAAAUCCCGGGGCGUGCUGCGGGAAUGGUACGCCCACAACCCCUACCCGUCCCCCCGGGAGAAGCGGGAGUUGGCGGAAGCCACCGGUCUCACCACCACCCAGGUCAGCAACUGGUUCAAGAACAGGAGGCAACGGGACCGAGCGGCGGAGGCGAAGGAAAGGGAGAACACGGAAAACAACAACGCGGCCACCAACAAACCGAACCAACUCUCGCCUCUGGAUGGGAGCAAACCCCUCAUGUCCAGCUCCGAGGAAGAGUUUUCUCCUCCCCAAAGCCCGGAUCAGAACUCGGUCCUGCUCUUGCAGGGGAACCUCAGCCACGCCAGGAGCUCCGGCUAUUCCCUGAGUGGUUUAGCCACAUCCCAGACCCCUCACAGCCUCCAAGGCCACCAGCUCCAGGACUCGCUGCUGGGACCCCUCACGUCCAGCCUGGUGGAUCUGGGAUCCUAAAGGCCCUCGGUGAACGGCCGGAGGAUCAGGAGAGGA